UUAAAUCUUUUUCCAAAAGCCAAAAUAGCUUCCUUCAAAUCCUCUUUUAAUCUGAACUUCUUGCCAGUGUAAAGUCAUCAUGUAAUGACAAAAAUGAAAAAGAAAGGGAGAUAAUUUCUUUAGCUUUUAUCGUUGUAAAAUAUCUUAUAAAUACUCCUCGAUUUUCUUUGAGUAAACGACAAAGUCUUUGCUUAUAACUUUACCUUACUUUUACUUUUGAGUAUCAUUCCCGAAACAUAUUUGUUACUAUCUUAUUUCCUUAAAGGGCUCUUGAAUCAUGAUACCUUUGUUGUUGAAUAUUGAACAUGAUCCUUUUGAGUCGAAUUCUAUGUUAUAUAUCCUUAUUCAAAAGUUGGACAACUAUAAAUCAAGCACUGACGUUGCAUUUUGACAGUUCUACAACUAUUUCUAUUCCGUACACUAAAUAUUCACCUUUUCUCUGUAACAGAAACAUAGAAUGGAUGCUUAAGAUGCUAUCAAUGUGUAAGUUAUAUUUCGUUAAUAUCGUCUAGAAGCGUUAGUUUCAAGCUAGAACUCUCAAGUAUAGGGAGCAGAAAACACAAAAGAAACAAAAGACUGGUACAUGAUGUGUAGAUUUAAAAGGACUAAUUCAUUUUGUAGUAGAAACA
This is a messenger RNA of Gilbertella persicaria, 629 nucleotides long. RefSeq lists its product as uncharacterized. The record is from RefSeq and is a predicted model, not a curated record. The transcript has 3 exons. The coding region runs from base 306 to 512 and encodes 68 amino acids. Lineage: Eukaryota; Fungi; Mucoromycota; Mucoromycetes; Mucorales; Choanephoraceae.